UGAGUGUGUGGCGCGCGGUGUGUUGUGGGCCGGUGGCCGGUGAGACGUGAGGUCUCAAGCUCUUCUGCCGGGACGAUGAUGAUGAUGAUGAUAUAAUGAACACCAGGAGCUGCUUUCAUUCAUAUAUCAGUGUGAGGGAUCUGCAGUGAUGUCCUCCAGUCAGGGCUCAUCUCCGGUCCCUCAGUCCAGCGGAGGAGGAGUCACCAGUGAUGGGCACUUCCGGAAGCCCAGGGACCUGCCUGCUGCCUCCAGGCACUGCCGAACACCGCACUCCCUACCAGAUGUCUGCCCCAAGGAGCCCACCGGUGAUAGGCGUGGCCUCUGUGAUGGCCCAUCUGAUGUGGCCGACCAGCAUCGCUGGACUGUGUAUAACUCUAAAGUGAAUCUCCCCGCGGCUCUGAACGACCCCAGACUGGCCAAGAGAGAGUCAGACUUCUUCACUAAGACGUGGGGCCUGGACUUCACCGAGACUGACGUCAUGCCUUCAUUCUACCUGCCCAACAUCAGCCGAGAACACUUCAGCUCAUACCUGCAGGACACAGCUCAGAGGGAAAAGAUUCAUGAGCGCUGUAAGAAUGCCUGUCCGAAUAAAGACGAUCUGACGGUUCCUACCAUCACAUGUAAUCAUGAUAAAGCCAGAGCCGAACUGGAGCAGGUGCCCAAGAUCUUCAUGAGGCCUGAGUUUGUGCUAAAUGACCUGGCCACUUUUAAUGCCGUGUUGCCAUGGUCUCACUUUAGCGUCGCCGGAGGGAAGAACAGCCGGGAUGUUGCAUCAUCACGGUUACUGCAGGAAAAGUUAAGUCACUACCUGGACGUGGUGGAGGUGAGCAUCGCUCGACAGAUCUCUCUUCGCUCCGAGGCGUUUUUCCACGCCAUGUCGUCUCAGCAUGAGCUCCAAGAUCAGAUGAGAGAGACAGCAAAUGCCGUGGCAAAGCUUCGGGCCCGCACAGCCGCCAUCGACCGGGUUAUGUGUCGAGGACCAUUACGAGCCCUGCGGGACAUUCUGACCCAUAAUAACUGUAUUAAACUGCACAAUAAACUCAAGCUGAUGGCCGCGGUGCACCAAACGCAGCCCACGGUGCAGUUACUGCUCUCCACCUCAGAGUUCGUGGGGGCGCUAGAGCUCAUCGCCACCACCAAAGAAGUACUGCAGCAGGAACUGCAGGGAAUUCACAGCUUCAGACAUUUGGGUUCUCAGCUCUGUGAGAUGGAGAGAUUAAUCGAUAAGAUGAUGGUGGCUGAUUUCUCCACAUAUGCUCAGAGUGAUCUCAAUCGACCCUUUGAAGAGGACAUUCAGGUCAUGGAGAAGGAUCGUUUGCAGUCUCUGGUCUUUGGUUUGUUGAGACAGAGGAAACUUGAUUUCCUGGAUAUCUACAGUGAAGAGAUGAUCCGUGCAGCCAAGAACGUCGUACGGCAGUGUGUUUUGAAGUUCGUAUCCCAGAUCAGUGAGAUUGAUCCAGACACUAUCAAAUUGCACGAGCAGAUGCGUUUGAUGACGCUUCAGCAGUGGUUUGAUCUUUUGAAAGACAUCUUUGAACAUUUCAUCCUGUUCCUUAAGAGAAUCAAGGCCACACUCAGCGUCGUCCGAAAUGUGGUGUUGGAAGUGCUCGACAGCAGCCUGAGGAGUCGAUUGGCUGACGUUUCCUCGGCAACGAAUCAUUCUGAUAGCAGGGCCAAUGAGGAUGAAGAGGAGGAGUCAGGAGGCUCCGCCCUUCAUUCAGGAGAGGCGGAGCUUGCGUAUCUCACUCAUGAGGGGCUUUUUAUCAGUGACGCAUUAAAUGAAGUGGAACAACGCAACAGCACGGCAGCACAGUUGAAAGCGCAGACUCGUUUAGAGGCCUGCGGGAGCGACUCGGCCUCUGUCACAACUGAAUCUUCCUCUAGCAGGGAACACAACUCUAAUACUACCUCCUCUCUGCCCAUAGGGGUCACUCCUGCAACUAGUGAGGAUGUGAUGCCAUCUGAUCUUGAGUUGGGUCGAGUGGCCAAUAACAUCCAAGAGCUGCUGUACACUGCGUCAGACGUCAGUCAUGACCGCUGCGUCAAAGUGCUCAUGACUCGAGCCAAGGACGGCUCUCUGGAACGUUUGAGUUCAUCCGAGUUUGUGUGUUUGAGUCGGGCAGUCGAGUCUUUUGCCAGAGAAACUGAAGAGCUGUGUGGCAGACGCAGUGUGAGCCUGAGGGGGGCGCUACAGAGUCAGGCAAACCGCUUUGUACAGCGAUUCCAUGAAGAGCGCAAGACUAAACUCAGUCUGCUGUUGGAUAAUGAAAGGUGGAAGCAGGCGGAGGUUCCUGCUGAGUUUCAGGACCUGGUUGACACCAUCUCUGAUGGACGCAUCACACUGCCUGACCGCAAAUCCACAGGCUCUGAGGACAGGAAGCCCAGUGACUUCCUGUGUGUUGAUGGGCAGAAGUACGCUGUUGUCGGGACGGUGCUGCUGUUGAUUCGGAUGUUUCUGGAAUAUUGUCAGUGUGUGAAUGACAUUCCCUCCAUCACCACAGACAUCCUCACACGCCUCGCUGACCUGCUCAAGCACUUCAACUCUCGGAGCUGUCAGCUGGUUUUGGGGGCGGGAGCUCUGCAGGUGGUGGGACUGAAAACCAUCACGACGAGAAACCUGGCUCUGGCGUCUCGCUGUCUACAGCUGGUCGUUCUCUACAUCCCUGUGAUCCGAGCGCACUUUGAGACCAGACUGCUGCCCAAACAGUACAGUAUACUGCGACACUUUGACCACAUCACGAAGGACUAUAAUGAUCACAUCGCAGAGAUCACUGCUAAACUUGUGGCCAUCAUGGACGGUUUGUUUGAGAAAGCGCUUUCUAAGUAUGAGGUGAAGGCUCCGAUGCCGUCAGCGUGUUUGCGUAACGUGUCUAAACAGAUGGCCAAAAUGCACGAGGCCAUAAAUGAACUCUUACCAGAGGAGCAGACACAGAUGCUGUUCUUACGGAUAAACGGCAGUUUCAAGCUGCAUGUGAAGAGACAGUUGGCGCGACUGGGAGUUAUUAAUGACGGCGGACCCCAAUAUGGGUUGGUGAUGGUGGACGUGGCGUUUUACUCUGAGAGUGUGCAGGCUUUGCGCUCUCUGGAGCGACUGGACUUAAACAUGCCUGAGAUCUGGGAGCAGAAGAGGUGAUGAUGGACAGCUCCUCCUAGCCACUCAGGCUUCUUGGCCACGCCUACCACCACGGUCACCUGCUCCGGCCCCGUCUCGGAGGAGGAAGUUAGGUCAGUGGGUAACAAGAGGAAGUGGACCGACUCAAGGUGCUGUUUUUAUACCUCUGUGAAACUGGAUUCCUCCAGCGGCACCUCGUGCUCCGCCCACCUGCUUCCCCAAUCGGAACGCACUUUUCCAGGCCCGUUAAAUGCGGCGGAGGUCUCCUGUGACGUACAAACGUCUCUCCUAUCAGUUCGUACCCGGGAGGUACUGGAGACCAAAUCAAUCCUGUUGCAGCUGGGAAUUGUGGGAAAUCUGUUUGAUUUGCUGUCUAAAGCGGAGACGCCUCCUCAGUGCCUCCUUCAGUACGGCUUUUUCCAUUCGUGUGCAAUUCUGUCCGAUCGUUAUUAUUGAAUCACUGUUGAAUGAAUCAAUGAAUGGUUAUUUAUUUACUUUGUUGUUCGUUGACUGAUUGGGUUUUGUUUCAGGUGUGUGUGAGAACUAAAAAUGGGUUUUAAAACACUGAAUUCCUGAUUUUGUUUUAUCUAUGAUUUUACCGCCUGCUUUUGGUUCUCAUGUUCAUUUUUUCAUGUUCAGAUGGGAAAAUCAUUAAAGUAUCAAAGCUAUGGACGGGUUACAUGUCAAGUAUGCUAGACCAACUUUAUCAUGUAAAUCUGACUUUAAAUCAGCCAUAACAUUAAAACCACCUGCCUAAUAUUGUGCAGGUCCCCCUCGUGAUGCCAAAACAGCACCAACCCGCAUCUCAGAACAGAAGACUAUCAUCUCUGGGUGUUAUUAUGAGAUGGUUGGUGCUGUUUUGGCAUCACAAGGCGGACCUACACAAUAUAGGCACUAAAUGUUAUGGCUGUAUAUGAAGGUGUAUACUUGAUUUAUAUGGACUGAUGUAGAAAAUCUGUCAAGUAGCACAUUCUCCUCACAAACUCAACUUCAAGCUCCUCAACAAAUUCAGAUAAAGCAUUUUACUAUUCAUGAUAUUGGUUACAGUAACACCCAGUACCAGUUUCAUAAUAAUAAUAAUAGUGUAUGACGGAUCAGGCCUUUAAAAACACAGUCAUUUCACAUCAAUGCAUGUAAGAUACAUCCGAAAGAUUCUUCACAGCCACUGUUUUAAGCCGGGUAUCCCAGUUUGAGUCUCUUUAUUGAAUUCUUCCUGAAGAAUCAUGAUUAUAAGAUUAAAACAUUUCCACUGUAGUGAAUUAAAAUGCUUUCUCAGCUCUCCAAACCCCAGUGUCACUGUAAUCCCGCCUCCAUUGGGAUUCAUGCACUCGUUUGAACAAAUCAAGGCCUGUGAUUGGUGGAGACGGACUGUUCAUGUGUAUUAAAUCAUUUAUUGUGUUGCUGUGGGCUUUUGUCAUGCAUUGAGAUCCAUGUUUCUCAGCAGAAACCUUAUUUAAAACCUGUGCUGUCCUGUUCAAAAGUGCCUACCUUUAAUUUGAUAUCAAAGACUACUGAUCAGCUGAACGGAUCGGAGACUGAUGGGAACAUUGUGGCAUGCUUGACCUUUCAAAAUGUGGCACUUUUUAUUAUGAAUAAAGCCACGGUGAAGAUAAACACCUGUUGUUCAUUUGAUAUAAUAUGUAUGAAUUAAACCGGUCCGUCCAAUCGACGGUCAUCUUGGGAACACUCCCGGGCAGCUGUUUUCAAUGGAUACAAACGGCAUGAAAGUGCAGCUCAUAUCAGCUUUAAUGAGGAGAGACUGAAAUCUCCCAAACGUUUGGUCAAGACUGCAAUCAAAGAACAUAUUUUAAACCAGCAGUAAAAUCUGACAGCACUGGUGUCGUGUGUUGUGCUUCUUUACAUCAGAUUACGCUAAAACAAAUGCUGAGUGACUCCAAUCAGGUCUCCUAAGCAACCAAAUUGGCCCGGUUGCUAGGGAGGGUAGAGUCACAUGGGGUAACCUCCUCGUGGUUGGUAUAAUGGGGUGGUGAGUUGUGCGUGGAUGCCGCGGAGAAUAGCGUGAAGCCUCCACAUGCACUAGGUCUCCACGGUAACGCGCUCAACAAGCCACGUGAUCAAAUGCAUGGAUUGACGUCUCCACCACCCGGAUUGAGGCACUAUGCCACCACGAGGACCUAGAGUGUAUUGGGAAAUGGGCGUGCCAAAUUGAGGAGAAAUAAAAAAAUCAUAUCAAUGUUCCUGGUGGAAAAACUACAUUACCCAUGGUCCAGCAGAGAAAGAUCAACCAAUCAGAGAACUGUGGCCAAGAAAGCCCAGAAGCGACGCCCACUCCCAUGAUGCACUUGUGAAAGAUGCCAGUGAGUCGGUCUCAAACUACUUAUAUAUUUGUAUACAUCUGAAUAUUUCACAAUAAAUGUAAACCGUAUCGUUUCUAUGCUCAUUAUCAAAAACCUAA
Messenger RNA from Xyrauchen texanus (razorback sucker), 5528 nucleotides. Its product is annotated as vacuolar protein sorting-associated protein 54-like. Gene Ontology annotation, biological process: retrograde transport, endosome to Golgi; Golgi to vacuole transport. The transcript is spliced from 23 exons. Bases 149 to 3133 code for a protein of 994 amino acids. The record is from RefSeq and is a predicted model, not a curated record. Lineage: Eukaryota; Metazoa; Chordata; Actinopteri; Cypriniformes; Catostomidae. Gene Ontology annotation, cellular component: GARP complex. Gene Ontology annotation, molecular function: syntaxin binding.